Molecule: messenger RNA, 477 nt
Organism: Cercopithifilaria johnstoni
Lineage: Eukaryota; Metazoa; Nematoda; Chromadorea; Rhabditida; Onchocercidae
Source: the annotation of a GenBank genome assembly
AUGUAUUUGGAGAGUUAUAGGCCUAAAGCAUACCCACCACCACCAGCCAUCCAACAGCCCAUUCCACCGCAAUCAGCACAACCACUAGGCAAACCUUCGCAAUCUGUGCAAUCAAUGGGAUUGCAAAUCGUGCAACCAAUAGGACCGCAGGUCAUCCAACCAAUGCGACCACAAGUCGUGCAAUCAGAAUAUGAACAAUCGCAAGUUAUUAAAAAAAAAUGUGGCAGCUGCAUAAUAAAGAUAAAUUGCGCUGGGAAAGAUGAAGAUUGCAUAGCUACGACAGAGCCACAGAUACAGGCGGUAUCAGCAAAUUGGGCUCCAACAUUGCAGACGCCAAUUUGGACUUUACCAACAACAACAACAACAACAACAACAAUAACAACAACAACGCAACCUCCGCAAGUAACAGCGGGGGGUUGUCGCAUGUGUUCAUGUUAUGUACCACAGCAAUGUGAAGUAUGUCAAACAUGCCAAUGA